AAAACUGCUGUGAAAAUGAACUACUAUGGUGCUAUGGCAGUCAACAAGUGCAAAGAGAAUGAAAUCAAGCACUUUUGCAAAUACCACGGCAAGUCAGUAGAAAGAAAGAUGGACUCUACAGAAGAAGAGAGGACUGAAGGUUCCAUAGAACACAGCCAACCUCAAACUUGCCAGCGAAGUCCCAGAAGACCUCUCAAAGAUUUCUACAUUGAAGUUUCUCCUGGCACCUAUUCUGUCACAGCAAUCUCAGAAGACAUAGCACAAACCCACGUAGUAGAUGUCAAUGCAGGACAAAGUGUUGAUUUAACUUUUGUUUUGUGAUAUUUUUUGUUUCCUGGCAAUAGCAGGAAUAAAACCUGAGGCUCUUUUUCAUGCAUGUAAUGAACCAUAAAUAUCUUUUCCUUGUUAGCACUUUAAUAGUAGCUUCCUCUUUGGGACUCCAUUUUUAUGGCCUGUAUAUUUGUUUUCUACUUAAUGCAAUUAUAAGCAGCCCACUUUGUACACUGAUUUUUAUAAAUAUUUGUACAUUGUGUGCCUUUUAAAUCCAAUUAUGUGACUAUGUAAUUCCAGAUUCUCCUGCUCUAAACAAUUAAAGAUACAAUAAGUGAAAUAAAAUACAUGAUCAAGCCUU
Messenger RNA from Cinclus cinclus, 631 nucleotides. It is a transcript of the gene AKIP1, whose product is annotated as A-kinase interacting protein 1. Gene Ontology annotation, cellular component: nucleoplasm. The record is from RefSeq and is a predicted model, not a curated record. Lineage: Eukaryota; Metazoa; Chordata; Aves; Passeriformes; Cinclidae. The coding region runs from base 16 to 321 and encodes 101 amino acids. Gene Ontology annotation, biological process: regulation of non-canonical NF-kappaB signal transduction. The transcript is spliced from 4 exons.